This is a messenger RNA of Apiotrichum porosum, 279 nucleotides long. Its product is annotated as Cytoplasmic GTPase/eEF2-like protein (ribosomal biogenesis). The record is from RefSeq and is a predicted model, not a curated record. Gene Ontology annotation, molecular function: ribosome binding; GTPase activity. The transcript has a single exon. Gene Ontology annotation, cellular component: ribonucleoprotein complex; cytosol. Gene Ontology annotation, biological process: cytosolic ribosome assembly. NCBI's taxonomy places the organism in Eukaryota, Fungi, Basidiomycota, Tremellomycetes, Trichosporonales, Trichosporonaceae. The coding region runs from base 1 to 279 and encodes 92 amino acids.
AUGCUGCCCGUCGUCGAGUCGUUUGGCUUCGCCGACGAGAUCCGCAAGCGCACGUCUGGCGCCGCGUCCCCGCAACUCAUCUUCAGCGGCUACGAGACGCUCGACCAGGACCCCUUCUGGGUGCCCACCACCAUCGAGGAGCUCGAGGACCUGGGCGAAAAGGCCGACCGCGCAAACGUCGCCAAGGGCUAUGUCGACGGCGUCCGCAAGCGCAAGGGUAUGUUUGUGGAGAAGAAGUUGGUGGAGAAUGCCGAAAAGCAGCGUACCCUCAAGCGCUAG